AUGGCGUUGGAGGAGAUCUUUGUAACCGGUGCCACUGGGUUCAUAAAAAAAUUGGUUGCUGUUGCCGCCACAAAAAUUGGUAGGGCUGAGGCGGUAGAUAAAGAUCUACAAAAGCUUAAGGAUACUCUGGAGAUGAUCGCGGCUGUCACAUCUGACGCUGAAAAGAAGCAGGUGAAAUCCAAAGUCGUGCUUCUCUGGUUGAGAAGGCUCCAAGACGUUGCAUAUGAUGUUGACGACCUUUUUGAGGAAAUUUCUUAUGAAGCUAUGCGUGGAAACACCGAGAAGGUAACAGCUCCAUCUAAAAUUGGUUUUGGUUUCGAAAUAGCAAAAAGAAUCAAAACCAUUAAUCGUGAAUUAGAUGAAAUUGCUAAGGACAACGCUAUGUCUCUGUUGGAUCAUAGCGUUGAUGAUCUUGCUGACCAACUAGACCGAAUGACAGUAUCCUUCGUAGAUGAUUCUAAAAUUUUCGGAAGAAAACAUGACAUGUCUCGCGUAGUAGACAUGUUAUUGAUGAAGAACCCUUCAUCGUCAUCAUCAUCUGAUAAUUCUAGUCCACAAGAAAAUGUUUCAGUCGUGUCAAUAGUGGGUAUGGGGGGGGGAUACGGAAAACGACCCUCGCUCAAUUGGUAUACAAAGACAACUCGAUUGAGAGAAGCUUUGAGCCAAGAGCGUGGUUUCAGUGUUUUGGUAAGGAAAGUUCAUGAAAACAUUAGUGGGAAGAAAUAUCUGUUAGUAUUAGACGAUCUUUGGAACGAGAAUGCCGAAGCCUGGGAGAAGCUUAAGAGUUAUUUGAGUGGGGGUGCUCAAGGGAGCAAGAUACUAGUGACUACACGUAAAGAAAAUGUUGCAUCUAUUGUUAGGGGUACAAUUCCACCAUACAAUCUAACGACCUUAUCACAACAAGAAUGUUGGUUAAUUAUUAAGAAUAGGGCCUUUUCUCCUGGAGGAGCAGUCGAAACUCUAACUAUGUCAAAUAUAGGAGAGGAGAUUUCGAGAAAAUGUGCUGGUUUACCACUUGCAGCUAAUUUUCUCGGGAAUCUUAUGCGCUUGAAAAGUAAAGAGUCUGAUUGGUCGGCGAUCAGAGACAAUGAUGUUUUUAAUACACCAGAAAAUCCAAAUAAAAUUAUACUAAUAUUGAAAUUGAGUUACAAUAAUUUACAAUCCAUUUGA
Molecule: messenger RNA, 1170 nt
Organism: Papaver somniferum (opium poppy)
Lineage: Eukaryota; Viridiplantae; Streptophyta; Magnoliopsida; Ranunculales; Papaveraceae
Product: putative disease resistance protein RGA3
Exons: 2
Coding region: 1-1170 (389 amino acids)
Biological process (GO): defense response to other organism
Molecular function (GO): ADP binding
Source: RefSeq, a predicted model, not a curated record